Molecule: messenger RNA, 1215 nt
Organism: Caenorhabditis bovis
Lineage: Eukaryota; Metazoa; Nematoda; Chromadorea; Rhabditida; Rhabditidae
Source: the annotation of a GenBank genome assembly
AUGGAUCCGCCACCAGCGCCCAUGUUCCCAAGAUCGCGACUUUAUCACAGUUAUUAUUCCGAGGAGCAGACAUUCUCGGCGCCAUCGGCGAACACCCAAAAAGGCACCGCGCUACCGUCGAAAGUUUAUAGUAAAGGACUCAAGGAUUUGGAAGACAAUGACUUCGAGGGACUCCUUUCGAAACUCUCGAUCGACGAGCUUGAAGACCUCAACAAUGAUUUCGAUCCAGACAACUCGAUGCUACCGCCGUCGCAGCGAUGCCGCGAUCAGACGUCGAAAACGCCGACGGGGCCGUACAAACGCGAGAAUUUGCUGAAAUUUCUCGAGGAGAAGGCGAAAACCGAAAAAGAUUGGGACGAUGUGUGCCCGUAUACGCCGGGAAUGAAGCGAGGAAAAGUGUACGAUAGCGAUAGUGGUCGGAAUUCGGAGGAGCCGGACGCCGGCAUCGGCAAAAUGGAGAUGCCGAUCGAGUUGGAUCUCGAUGAGGACGAGGAGGAGCUCGAGUGCGCACUCGUCACCGCGCCCGAAAAAGAUCUUGUCGAUUUGGCGGGAAUUUUGGGAAUGCACAAUGUUCUCAAUCAGCCGCAAUACUACAACGCGCUGAAAGGCAAAUCGCAAGAUGAGACGACGGGCACGACGUUCAACGGAAUUGUGCAAUCGUACGUGCCGCGAAUUGUGCCCGAUGAGCCCGACAAUGAUACCGAUGUGGAGGCGUGCAUAACACAACUUCGCGAAAACGAUCCGGACAUGAAAGAAGUGAACAUUAAUAAUAUGAAGCGAGUGUCGAAGGAACGAAUUCGGACGCUCAUCGAAGCCGCGUGCAAUAGUAAACAUAUCGAGAAGCUCUCGCUGGCCAACACCGCCAUUUCCGAUAGUGAAGCCCGGGGACUCAUUGAGCUCAUCGAAACGUCGCCGUCAUUGCGUGUGCUCAACGUCGAAUCGAACUUUUUGACGCCCGAACUUUUGGCGAAAUUACUACGAGCAACACUUGUCACCCAAUCGAUUGUUGAAUUCCGAGCCGACAAUCAGCGGCAAUCGGUUCUCGGCAAUCAGAUUGAGAUGGACAUGAUGAUGGCGAUCGAGGAGAAUGAAUCGCUAUUGCGUGUCGGCAUCGCGUUUCAAUCGAUGGAAGCGAGGCAUCGCGUCUCGGAGGCGCUUGAACGGAAUUAUGAGCGAGUGCGCUUGCGACGUCUUGGCAAGGAUCCAAAUGCUUAA